Coniophora puteana RWD-64-598 SS2 is the source of this 1333-nucleotide messenger RNA. RefSeq names its product GroES-like protein. The record is from RefSeq and is a predicted model, not a curated record. Gene Ontology annotation, molecular function: oxidoreductase activity; zinc ion binding. The coding region runs from base 97 to 1200 and encodes 367 amino acids. Lineage: Eukaryota; Fungi; Basidiomycota; Agaricomycetes; Boletales; Coniophoraceae. The transcript is spliced from 4 exons.
CUCAUCCACCUUCUAGACUCCUUGUACGCUUCUCUCUCGUUGCCCCUGGCUUCUCCCUCGACAUCUAUCGAUAGGCCCACACUUCAUUCUCUCCACAUGGCCAGCCUCGACAACCUUCCCAAAACUUUCAAAGCCAUCAGCAUCUCAGGGCCUAACCAGCCCUGGGAGGUUAAGGAGCUCCCGCUCCAGCAGCCCGGGUCAAACCAGGUCCUCGUCCGCGUACACGCGUGUGGUAUCUGCGCCUCGGAUCGCUGGGUCAAGGAGGGCACCUGGCCCGGCCUGCAGUAUCCGCGCAUCCCGGGGCACGAGAUCGUCGGCCGCGUCGCCGCGCUCGGCGAAGGCAUCGUCGCCAUGCAAAAGGACGACGAGGCACGUGGGCUCGUUCAGACAGGCAACGCGCGGUUCCAGCUCGGUGGCCUCGUCGGCGUCGGCUGGAACGGCGGCUACUGCGGCUCGUGCGUGUCGUGUCGCGAUGGCGAAUACUGGACGUGCUUGAAGGGCGAUGUGACCGGAUUCACGUUCGAUGGCGGUGUUGCUGAAUAUGUUGCAGUGCCUUAUAAUGCACUUGUCUCGAUCCCCGAGUCCGCGCUCGAUAACGCCGACUACGCCGAGCUCGCCCCACUUAACUGUGGCGGUGUCUCCGUCUACGACGCCAUCCGGACGUCCAAGUGGAAGCCGGGCGACCUCUGCGUCGUCCAGGGCAUCGGAGGCCUCGGGCAUCUCGCCGUUCAGUAUGCCGCCAAAAUGGGCCUCACGGUCUACGCCGUCUCCUCCGGCUCGUCGAAGCGCGACCUCGCGCUCUCGCUCGGUGCGAAAGAAUACAUCGACUCCUCCGCGUCGGACGCCGUCGCGCAGAUCCAGGCGCUCGGCGGCGCGAAGCUCAUCCUGUGCACGGCGCCGUACGCCAAGGUGAUCACGGGCAUCCUGCCCGCGCUCGCGAAGAACGGCACGGUGACGAUGGUGUCCGCCGCGAUGGACGGGGAGGUGCAGGUCGGGAACGUGUGGCUGAACAUGCACCGCGCGUGCGUGCGCGGGUGGUGCUGCGGCGCGAGCGCGGACUCGGAGCAGGCGCUGAGGUUCUCGACGAAUGUGGGGAUCAAGAGUGUUGUGGCGAAGUUUGCGCUGGAGGAGUAUGCGAAGGCGUACGAGGCGGUGAUGGAUAACAAGGCGCGGUUGAGGAAUGUGAUUGUGUUCCCUUGAACGUUGGAUGGAAGGGGAAUGUGCAUAGGAUCAUAGGUUGAUCGGUACGGAAGAUAGACCAAUAGAUAGAUACGCGCAAGCAUGUAUAGAUUCAUCGCAUUUUCUUGCAAUUCACGAGCAUAUGUUGCAAUCU